This is a messenger RNA of Paraglomus occultum, 1641 nucleotides long. Lineage: Eukaryota; Fungi; Glomeromycota; Glomeromycetes; Paraglomerales; Paraglomeraceae. The record is from the annotation of a GenBank genome assembly.
AUGGCUCAAAGUGUCGCUCAAGCCUUCGAGACGGAAUCAAUCAACGCGUUACAAAGUUUGACAAUCAUACAUCAAUUACUAAAGACAAGUCUAAGCUCUAUUACAUAUUUAAGAGGCCUCUUUCCCGAAGAGACUUACGAAAACUAUCAAAUAGGAAGCCUAGUGCUGAAAAACUUGAAACGUGACUGCAACCGAGAAGCCAACUCGCUUUUAGAUUGGCUGGAAAAAGGAAUCUACGACGCUCUCCAUAGACAUUACCUUCGUUCAGUAGUUUUCGGCAUAUUCCUUGAUCCCGAUGAACCUGAUAAAUUUGUAGAAUCGUACACAUUCGCAAUAUCUUAUGUCAACGGGACGCCUUCUCUGAAAAUACAAAAUGACCGCGAAGUUUUAAUGGAUGCCAGAAGUGCAGCAGGAAAAGGUAUGGAAGAGGUUGAAAAGAGCACACGACAACUGCUGAGAGGAUUGAUUUUGCUGACACAGUCGCUAAAGCCACUUCCAAACAAGCGCUACCUAAUAAUAAAACUUUAUUACUACGAACAAAUCACACCGAAAGACUACGAACCCCCAUUCUUUCGACCUGGCAGUGAUCCAAGCAAUGACUUGUUCGAGACAGCACUCGAGAAAUCAAUAGUUGGACAAAUCGAAACCGGACAUCACGAUAUAGGGUUGGUGAUACAGACCGUGCCCGAAGCGUUUGAUAAUGAGGGUGAUGAACAACCAACAUGCCAAAGUACUAUCUACGAGGGAAGGACGAGACACAAGGAGAAUUACAAUGAUGAAACGAAGAUUGCGGGAAAGAAGCAAAAUGGGGAUGAAAGCAUAAAAGCAGAAGAUGCAUCUACGAGUGAGAUAGAAACGACGGGAGAUAAAUCCAAUUCACACUUCCCAUGCUAUGGUUACUUUUCACCAAACCGAGUCACGCCUUCACCUUACUACUGGCAUGUUUGUGCUAGCUGUAGUGUCUCUCCAGCACUGCACUUUCAUUCGCCAAUUUCGUCACUUCCACAACUAUCCAGCCCUACCUCCUCCAGACUUUGCUCCGCCAUUCGUACAUUAGGAACAUCAGCCCUCUUCCGUCGAGCCCUUUACCAAAUCUGGUGUUCCGGCUUUCCAUCGACGUGCAAACAAUUCUCGCUCAAUCUCGGAGUGAAGCCGUUUGUUGCACGAACGUUACAGAAAAUGUUGGCCGAGGAUGGUUUUAUCGUUCAGCGGUUAGGUAGAAAGAGAGGUACUGCGCCGUAUGAAGUUGUGAGGAGUGAUGAAUGCAAGAAAAUGUUUGGGGCGUGGUUUGUCGAGUUUGAAGGGCGAGAGGAACAGAUCAAUGAUGGCGUGGAACAUGGAAUGACAAGUGCGGCGGAUGAAGGUCAGAAUGUGAUACCGAGGCAGUCGUAUGAAAGGGAGACUGGUGUGUAUGUGGAGAGAAAUGAAAAGGAACACCAGGCGGACGAGAGUUCAUGCGGAAAGGUAAAGCCUUCUCAUAUCGACGCAAAUCCAAGUCCGGCUGACGACAAUCCACGUGGAAUUGACACGUACCCAUCUGAUGACUUGGUGUCAUCGCGUCAUCGUGGCCGUGGAACGGAAAAGGUUGAUAAUCCUCGCUCGCAAAACAAGAAGAGAAAGAUAUCCGCAACCUCUAAGUAG